CACUGCGUGCUAUAGAUCUCAUUCCUGUAUUAGUCUACAUUCUGACGUUGACAGGCAAGGAGCGCGGGUUUUGUAAAAAAAAAUAUUGAAAAAAAAAAUAUUUUGUUUGUGAUAUAAAGUGAGUUGGCGUUGAUUGAAUAUGAACCACUUAUCAGACUCCCCACUAAACAAGACUGAUCUUACGAAAGACAAGAUGCAGGUCUGGAUGGAGAGCCAGGUGAAGGGAGAGAGAGCCAAGGUGGACGUGUACGGGAAACCUUCGGAGAAGCAGGUCAAGGAACUGGAGAAUGUCAGGAACCUGAGUAAAGAGUUACAGGAUAAUUUACAUGAGCUGGAGAACUCAGUCCGCAUAGCCGACGCGGAGAACCAAGCGAUGACGCCCACAGCACCAAUCUUGGACUACUCCGAAGACCACGAAUUCGUCUCCGCCAAUAAGCUGGACAACUAUUACAGCGAAGAAGACAAGGCGGACUCCGCGGAGGCGGAGAAGUCCAAACUGACCAAGGGUAAUGGGGCCAGGACUGAGAUACAGCAAUUUUAUAAGGAUCAGAGUGUGUUUUUGACGGGAGGCACCGGGUUUUUGGGCAAAGUUAUAAUUGAAAAACUGCUGCGAUCCUGCGGCGAUAUAGACACGAUAUACGUGCUGAUCCGGAGCAAGAAGGGGAAGGAUGCGCACGCGCGUCUGCACGAGAUGCUGGACGAGUUUCUAUUCCACAGGGCUCACGAGGAGAACCCCAAGGGUAUACACAAGGUAGUGCCCGUUGUGGGGGACAUGGAGCUGCCGGGACUCGGCAUCAGCGACCAGGACAGGAAGACCAUCACUAGCAAGGUAACGAUAAUAAUAAACGCAGCCGCCACGGUGAAGUUCGACGAGAAGCUGUCCAUCUCCACCGGCAUCAACGUGAGGGGCACCAGGGAGGUCAUCAGGCUGGCCAAGGAGUGCCGCAACCUGAAGGCCGUGACCCACGUCUCCACGGCGUUCUCUAACACGCACGUCGAUCAUAUUGAGGAGAAAUUCUACGAGCCGCCCAUGUCAGUGGAAGCUUUGGAAGCGGUGUCGGAAAUAAACGAAGAUGUGGUCAACGCUAUUCUUCCCUCAUUACUUGGCAAAAGACCGAAUACAUACUGCUUUACCAAGGCGAUAGCUGAGGAAGCAAUCAGGAAAUAUGCUGAGGGAAUGCCCGUCUGCAUACUCAGACCUUCAAUAGUUGUGUCCACUUACGAGGAGCCAGUCAGGGGGUGGACUGACAGCGUGUACGGGCCCACAGGCAUCGUCAUCGGGAUCGGGACUGGGGUACUGAGGACUAUGUACAUGGACCUGAAUAAGGUAGCGGACAUGGUGCCUGUGGACCUCACGGUGAACGCCAUCCUCGCCUCGGCGUGGUACACCGCCAAGAACUUCAAGGAGAACCAAACUUCGGACAUACCCAUCUACAACUUCGUAUCCGGCGCUCAGAACCCCAUCAAUUGGGGACAUUUCAUCGAGGUGAAUCGAAAAUAUGGAACAGACAAACCUACAACCAAAGCUGUGUGGUACUACGGCCUGAACCCGACCCGCUCGUACAGCCUGUUCCUCUUCUACAACUUCUUCCUCCACUACCUGCCCGCCUUGCUGGUGGACGGGUACUGUGCGCUGGUUGGAAAGCGGCGGGCAAUGCUUAAACUAUACUCAAAAGUGAUGAAAAUGGCACACAUACUAUUUUACUUCUCGACGCAAGACUGGAAGUUCAGCGACCAGGGUGUGCGGGAUAUGUGGGCCGCUCUAUCCGACGAAGACAAAGCGGUGUUCUUCUUCAGUCUGAAGGACAUGUCUUGGGAGAGGCUGUGUGAGACUUUCUUAGUUGGACUUCGAGUGUAUCUGAUCAAAGAUGACCUCUCAACGCUGCCUGAAGCCAGGAAGAAGUGGAACAGACUGUUCUACCUACACCAGUUUGUGAAGAUUCUAACACUAGGUUUAGUGCUAAACCUAGCUUAUUUCGUAAUUAAGUCAAUAUAUUCCAUAUUUUAUUAAAAAAACAUAAGUAGCUUUCGUGAAUCGUAAGUGAUCGUCGAGAAAAUAUGAAGCGAGUGAUGAACGCUG
Molecule: messenger RNA, 2080 nt
Organism: Amyelois transitella
Lineage: Eukaryota; Metazoa; Arthropoda; Insecta; Lepidoptera; Pyralidae
Product: fatty acyl-CoA reductase wat-like
Exons: 15
Coding region: 140-2011 (623 amino acids)
Biological process (GO): long-chain fatty-acyl-CoA metabolic process
Cellular component (GO): peroxisome
Molecular function (GO): alcohol-forming very long-chain fatty acyl-CoA reductase (NADP+) activity
Source: RefSeq, a predicted model, not a curated record